Chelonoidis abingdonii (Abingdon island giant tortoise) is the source of this 1725-nucleotide messenger RNA. NCBI's taxonomy places the organism in Eukaryota, Metazoa, Chordata, Testudines, Testudinidae. The record is from RefSeq and is a predicted model, not a curated record.
UUCUUUUCACAGACACAGAGGAUACCUCUGAGCCUGAAGUACGCCUGCCCCUCUGAAAGCACAUGGAAACUAGCAGUAUCUUCUCUUCUUAAAGUUCUUUCUAUUGGACUGCCAGUUGCAAGGCAGCAUGCUUCUUCUGGAAAAUUUGACAGUAUGUGGCCAGAACUAGCCAACACACUUGAAGACUUUUUGUUCACCAAAAGUAUACCUCCAGAUAAUCUUUCUAUUCAAGAGUUUCAGAGAAAUGAGAGUAUUGAUGUUGAGGUGGUGCAACUCAUCAGCACAGAGAUACUGCCGUAUGCUAAUUUUAUUCCCAAGGAAUUUGUUGGUCAGAUAAUGACUAUGCUUAAUAAAGGUUCAAUACAUUCUCAGUCAUCCUCAUUUACGGAAGCAGAAAUAGAUAUUCGAAUGAGAGAAGAAUUUUCUAAGAUGUGCUUUGAAACACUGCUCCAGUUUUCAUUCAGUAAUAAAGUCACAACUCCUCAGGAAGGAUACAUCUCUAGAAUGGCACUGUCUGUACUCUUGAAAAGAUCACAGGAUGUACUGCAUCGCUACAUAGAAGAUGAAAGAUUAAGUGGCAAAUGUCCUCUUCCACGGCAGCAAGUAACAGAAAUCAUAUUCGUUUUAAAAGCUGUCAGUACUCUAAUAGAUUCCCUUAAGAAAACUCAGCCUGAAAAUGUUGAUGCAAACACAUGGGCACAAGUUAUUGCGUUGUACCCAACUUUAGUUGAAUGUAUCACUUGCUCAUCCUCGGAAGUCUGUUCUGCUCUCAAGGAGGCACUAGUUCCCUUUAAGGACUUCAUGCAUCCACCAGCAACCAAGGUACAGAAUGGAGAGUCUUGAAAAGAUCAAACUUUUUUAUUUUUGAAAGAAAAAAAAGUAUCCCCAAAAAAAGAAUAUUUGUUCCUAACUGAGACUUCUCUGAGGAAAUCUCUUGUGACUAGUACUUGGCAACCAGCGUUGACUUUCUUUCAGUUGUACUAACAAGAGCUUUGUAAUCCAUGCAUACAACAAGCUUACAGCUCAAAGGUUCCAGAGUGAGUAGCAGUGCAAGCCUUUAAUAAAUUUAACUGACAGGAUGGAAUCAGUUGUAAUCUAAUGUACUUGCUACAAUAUAUUGAAGUGGUGACUGAAAAGUGGGCUUAUGUAUAGCUUGUGGUAUAUGUGUUAAUGAUGUAAUUAAAAAAAAAAAGUAUUUCAAUUCAGUCAGAUUGAUUAGGCUGGUGUUUUGCACCAUUUUUUCAAGUACAAAAUUGUACUAAAAUUUUAUGCAAGAUGAUACUGUAACAUUCCAUAUGAUUAUCUGUAACCAGCCUUUGUAAACAAAGGGAAUUGAUGAACUUGUGUGUAUAAUAAAUGGUACAGUUCUGUAUAAAAUAGUUGCAUUUAUUAUUUAAAUUCUUUUUAAAAUAUUGAUAAUGUUAAAUGCUUGAAAAAUGUAUUUAUUAUGAAUACUAAGUUGUAUGCUUGCAUUUUUACGUACAAUUUGCCUUCAUAAUUGGCAGAUAUGGUUAUUCAUAUCUGAUCAUCCAGUUAAUUUUUUGCUUAUUUGAAUGUAUCUUAUUUCAAAAAAGAGGUCAUAUGAUGAAAGACAGCAAACAGCCAAUGAUCUGCUGAUUUCAAACUUUAAAGUAGGUGAUUUGAAAUGAGUUUGAAAAUGUGGAAAUAUACUGUAGCACUCCAACUCUACCAUACCUCACAUCACAAAAUAUUUGUUUCAACAUA